Clonostachys byssicola is the source of this 1821-nucleotide messenger RNA. The record is from the annotation of a GenBank genome assembly. NCBI's taxonomy places the organism in Eukaryota, Fungi, Ascomycota, Sordariomycetes, Hypocreales, Bionectriaceae.
AUGUCGGAUCCCGCGUCGUCUACAACGGCCCCAAAAGGGGCAGAUGUCGAGGUUGAGACGUCGCCCGAGUUUCUCCUGGGCUACCCACAGCGGGUCGUCCUUGGCGUCGUCCAGGACGAUGACUAUCCUCCUAGCCUGGACAAACUCGUCGAGAUUGCCCAGAUGACCCUUCGCACCGCACAGCGACAUGUCAUCUACCAGAUUCUGAAACGCUGUCUGUCCAGCACCGACGGCAAGUGGCGGCAGAUUUUCAAGGCGCUGCAAGUCGUCGACUACUGUCUGCAUGUCGGCUGUGACGAGUUCCUGCCAUGGGCCAGUUUCAACAAGUCGCUGUUCUCGGAUCUUCAAACAGACGAGAGGCAGCAGUACCAUGACACGCUGCACGGCAUCAGGCUCAUUGAGAAGGAGUCGAAUCACAUCCUCGACAUCCUGAGUCGCCAAGAUGAGCUGCUCCCGUUUGAGAAGCGGAACCCCAGCUCCUGGAUGUUUCGCGUUACGCUGUCGCCCAACCCAUUUCUGGAGACCACGCCCUUGACGACUGAGUCGUUCGCCAAGUACUCAUCGUUGGAGAAUGCCCCGAGCCUCACCAUGCCCAAGGAUCUGAAGGAGCUCAACACCAACCACUCAGCUCCGACUACGGAAUUUGAGAUCAAUCCAACCCCAAUAGAGCCCAUUAAUCACUCUCGGGAUCUUUCUGAAAUGUUGAGAAGCCGCCAUGUAAGGAACGGGUCCUCCAUUGCAGAAUCAAUUCGCCCCAGCACCUCAGCGGAUGACCGCAACGGAUUCCAGUCCAAAAUUCUGCGUCGUCCCACAUCAAAGGUGGACAGUAUCUCAUCCGUGAGCGACAGGAGUGAAUCUGUAACCACCUCGAGAGAGUACAAAUACUCCAGCCCGGCUCGCUACAUGCCCACUCGACGGAUAGUGUCAGAUCUUGUGAGCGACUCCAAGUUAGAGACGGUGUUCGCAGACGACGGAACGGUAUCCCAUACAUCCUACGAGUCCAGUAUCGCUACUCGCCAACGCCGAGUGAAACGGGAACACAGAUGGAAACGGUGCUGGGAGUUGAGCACCGGCACGUACGGGCGUGUGUGGCUCGAAGAAUCCAUCAACGAAGAGGAGCGGGGGAAUCUUCGUGCCGUGAGGGAGAUUUCAAAAACCAACAGGGGUCAGCAGCUAAACUACGAUCGAGAACUAGAGGCAAUGGCCAAGUUCUCUCAUUCAAAAUAUGUGCAUUGCUUUGUUCAGUCAUUGGAGACAGAGGUCAAGCUUAUUACGACUCAACUGCUGGAGGGCUUAUCAUAUAUGCAUGAAAACGGGUUUAUCCAUGGAGAUCUCAAGCCUGGUAAUAUCUUAGUAUCAGAACAAGGACCAUGCUGGUGGGUCAAAUUAAGCGAUUUUGGAAUAUCGCGGAAGGCCGAGGAGAUCUCAACCAACUUCCGCACCAUCGUCGGAACCAGGAGUUACCUGGCUCCAGAAAUACUUGGCAUAUUCAGCCCUGAUGAUAACGAUUCAGACGGCAAAGACGACGAAGAUGACGACCGAAGCGAAAAGGAGGAGACCUACACCGCCGCCGUCGACCUGUGGGCGCUGGGUGCCAUCAUCUACCAGCUGCUCACCAACCAGGGAGCUUUCAGCAAGCCGCGGAGGCUGUGGAACUAUGUGCUCCGGAAAGCGCCGUUCCCAAGUCGACUAUUGAGCGAGGCUGGGAUAAGCAAGGAAUGCUCGAAUUUCUUGGAACAAUUAAUGGCCCCUGCUCCGGGGAAUCGGCCAUCUGCGAGCCAGGCUACACUACACGCCUGGUUAUUGAAGGUGGAUGAGUAA